AUGUUUCAGUGGGCAAAGCAGCAGUUGGCCAAUGUGGCCGGCACCCAGGAACCAAUCUGGGGACCUUCGGCCAUCAAGCCGGUCUCUGAAGAAGAUGCGCCUGGUGGCUACACCGAACUUUCGCGUGAUAGUUUGACAUGGAAGGAGCUCGACUACACCAAUGUCGAGAGCCAGACGUUCUACUUUGUCGCGGACAGCGGUCGCCUUGCCUGGGUGCAGGUGCUCUACAGCAACGUCAUCGGUAUCGCAAUUAGCGGCCAUCUCAAUAUCAAGAUUUACUCCCAGGAUCCCUCCAAGCCUCAUUUCUGGUCCUCGCUGCCAAUAAAUGACAUACGCUUCAGUGAGGAUAAGACUGCAAUCUAUGCCGAGGGGCUCUCUAUAGAGCUCUCCGAGAACGGGAAAUCUUACAGGAUUAAGACCUCCGUCAGCGAAGGGACCGCUGUAGACCUCACCGUCACGCGGGUUUCUCCCGGCUUCCAUGUUGGCAAGGAUGGAACAACUCUCUAUGGGACCGACCUUGAAAAUCCAUGGGGAUCGAUGAGACACGCUUAUUGGCCGCGUUGUGUUGCCGAGGGCACCAUCACCAUCGCUGACGAAGGCCCGGUUGACUUCCACGGUCAGUCCAUGUUCGUCUAUGCUCUCCAGGGCAUGAAGCCACAUCACGCCGCUGGAAAGUGGAAUUUUGCCUACUUCCAGGGGCCCAGUCAUUCAGCGGUCAUGAUGGAAUUUACCACGCCACCCUCGUAUGGGUCUACCGUGGUGAAUGUAGGUGGGAUCACCAAGGGCGACACAAUUCUGUUCGCCGGAUCUAAUAAUGCGGUUGGCCAUGUGAAAACGGAGCAAGAUCCUGAUAAUGACUGGCCGGAGCCGACACGCGUCAGUUUCACCUGGAAAGGUAAAGACAAUGACGGGAACCAAGUUGAAGCAAGUUUGGAAGAGGAUCUGGGGACAAGGUUGGACCGAAUCGACAUCAUGGCUGAACUACCUGCCUUCGUCAAAUCAAUCUUAGCCACCGCUGUCGGACUAAAGCCGUAUUGUUACCAAUACGCCACAAAAGCAUCUCUCAGAAUUAAGGUCGGUGAUCAGGAGAUUGUCGAGGAGGGGCAGCUUAUGACAGAAGCAACCUUCAUCUGUAUGUAG
This is a messenger RNA of Clonostachys rhizophaga, 1140 nucleotides long. Lineage: Eukaryota; Fungi; Ascomycota; Sordariomycetes; Hypocreales; Bionectriaceae. The record is from the annotation of a GenBank genome assembly.